AUGGUGCUGCUGCUCUUGUCAGUGGAGCCGUCCUUCAAGGCAUCUCUCUUGACAGGGGCCAGGAUGGACAGAGCCAACAGCUGCCAGUCUGACAGCAGCGGGUUCCUGGAGGAGCCGCCGGAAGCUCUGCCUGCCCAGGUGCCUUCGUUGCUGUGCAGCCAGAGUCCCACCGAGAAUGCAGGGGGGAGGCCGAGGGAUGGGAGCCAGCGCCUGGGGUCAUCCCACAGCAGUCUGCAGGCGUCUGGUGAGCCUGACUCCAGGAGCAUGCUGAGCCUAUCUUUUCCAAGACAAGACUGGAGAAUCUUGGAAGAAAAGGCCUCAACCUCUGUGGUGGAGGAAGAGUCUCAGCUUGAGGCCACAGAGGGGCCACCACAGCUGUGGAUCCCAGAUAAGGUUCUUGCCAAAAGCAGCCCUGGGGGAGAACACCCAAGGAAAGAUGGCCAUCUGCCACAGCUGCCGCCAGUGCCCCACGCUGCCUGCGAGGUCACUGGAGCCACAGUCACUUCCAAAUAUGACUGCUCUCUGGUGUGUAUGCUGACCCACAUCACGGAAGUGAAGGACAGGUUUCUGAGGCCCGGGGAAGCUGGAGGAGUGCUUGUGCAAAGCCACCACUGUGAGUCUCAAAACUCACCUGGAAAUGAGGAUGCUCCAGACAAGUUCCUGCAUGUGGACUCUGAGGCCCCACAGGGAGACGAAGGCAGCAAGCUCGGUCCUGAUACCAACAACACCUUACUGACACAAGAGAGUCCACCACGGCCUGUCCCCAAACAUGGCAAAGUCACAUUCCAUGCAGUUGACCUCAUUCCAACAUCUGAAAAGUCCAUUCCCCACCUCAGUGAACUGCCUGCGGACACUCCCCAGAUGGAGCCAAGGGGUGGCAGUUUGAGUCAAAUGCCACCCAGGGCAGAGGCUGAGAUGGAAAACCUUCCUCCAAAUACCGACCCGGACGUUGGCAGCUCCAGGUCUGUGCCAACCCGGAUGUCCUCCAAGGUGGUGUCAGCUGCUCAGAGUGCUGUGGCCUUGGGGACUGAUUCUACAGGACCAUCUUUAGAGUGCACUAUGUGUGACUGUAUUACCACAGCAGCACCAAGAGUGGGGACAAAAGCAAGACAGUUCAAUGAUGUUUCCAUUCAGACUUAUAUAGGGGAGCCUAGGCCUUGGCGUAGCUGUUCAGCCCUAGGAAACAAGGCCUUGACCCACAGACCCCAGCCCCUCACUAAAUCUGUCUCUUUAGACACAGGCUUCCCUAGUGUCUACCCAGCAGGCAUCUGCCAUGCCGCACCUGCACACUGCUGCAUCUGCUGUCACCACCAUCCCCACCACCACGGGGAGAGGCAGAGCCCCAGCCCUGUACCCUCAGUCUGGAGGCAUUGCCCGUGCUUCCAUCCUGGUCAUCCAGAAGCCCAGUUCAUGAUGACUCUGAAGGUCCUUCAGGACACUACAGCAAGGGAACGAUGUUGCCGCACAGUCGAGGAGAUGGAAGCCAUGAGGAGGGUAUGCCAGAGUUUCCGGGAGCAUUUAGAGGAAAUUGAACAGCACCUAAUGGGACAGCAGGCACUCUUUUCCAGGGACAUGUCAGAGGAAGAAAGGAAGGAGGCUGAGCAACUGCAAACUUUACGUGAGGCCCUGAGGCUGCAGGUGGCAGAGCUGGAGUUGCUGUUAGGAGACCGGGCUCAGCAAAUCAGAGAAGGGCUUCUACAGCUAGAGCAUCUCACAGGGGAGCCACCUGAACACUAUACAAAUCUGCAUCAAGGUAACUGGACAGAAGAACACAAAGGCCAGACUUCAUGUGCUAAAACCCGCCCAGCCGUGGCCUCUUGGGCUGCCUUUCCUCCCAUCGAUGGCCAGCAGGUACCCUGUGCAGGUGGGCCCCCGUUGGCUGCCUCUGCUUCACCCACCUUGAACAGCACCAGGAUAUCUCCUCCAUCACCAGCUGAGGCAGAGUCAUGUCCAGCCCCUUCAUCAAAUUGUCCUGUUGGAGAAAAGGAUACAAAUGUCUUCUAGAUCAGAGUGGGUUUGGUGACCUUUAUGCAAAUUGUGAGAGCCCAGACCACUUAUAGCAAGAAAUCUAAAUUUUCCCCAAGGAGGAGAUCCACCAACCC
Messenger RNA from Galeopterus variegatus (Sunda flying lemur), 2102 nucleotides. It is a transcript of the gene ITPRID1, whose product is annotated as coiled-coil domain containing 129. The record is from RefSeq and is a predicted model, not a curated record. The coding region runs from base 1 to 2004 and encodes 667 amino acids. NCBI's taxonomy places the organism in Eukaryota, Metazoa, Chordata, Mammalia, Dermoptera, Cynocephalidae. The transcript has 6 exons.